AUGAUUAAACAACAAGCAUCGGCAUUAUUCGAAGAAAUUCGAGAAAAUCUAUCACGUACCAUUCAAGUAGGAGAAUUUUAUCCGGGUUUACAACUUUGGUCGUCUAAAUUGAAACGAUUCGUUUUACUCUAUGGAUUAUUUUUUACUAAAAUUGAUCAUAUCAAACUUAUUCAAUAUUAUUUAUCUAUUCUAUCCAUAACUGAACUCAGCUGUAUUGAUGCAUCAAUCUGUUUUGAAAUGCUUACCGGCCUAUUGCAAAAGGCUCGAUUGAUCAACCGAAAUGAUCUGACAAUCGAUUGGCAGAUAUUAUAUCGAUGGGCUAAAUUCAGCGUCAAGGGUCAUGAUAGUACCUAUGCAUUGGUUAUUUUACCUAAAGAUUUCGACCUUAUGAUUUUUCGGUGUUUACGCUACUGUUCUCCAUACUUUUCGGAAAUGGCUACUCAAGAAAUUCUUGAUGAGAUUCGCCCACAAUUGUGUCCUAUCGAUAGUUGGUCUAUGUAUAAUGCCAUGAAAAUACUCGAAGGUUUUCUACCCAUCAAUCUGCCUCCAUCUUUGCAUAAUCAAGGAUUUAAAUUAUGGCUAUCUGAGUUUUUCGGUAUUUGGGAAAGUGUCUAUAACGAUACAGCGUGGGAAAUGCGUCUACUUGAACUUUUUGCACGUCUUGCCUGGUACAAUAUCGGCUACAUCGAUUGGGAACCAUGGCUACCACAGAUUUUUACGCGUUUUCUGCGAGGUUUUUCACUUCCAAUUGGUACCUUGCAAAUUUCUACAAGCAAACAUAUUUAUUCUGUACCAUAUAUUUCCCGAUGGAUCAUUGGAAUGAUAGGCAAUGGAAAUUCUUGUCUUAAAUAUUUACAAGAUUUAUUCAUAGCUAUAAAAAGUUUUUAUUAUCCAUCGAAUACAGGAAAAUUUCAAAAACGACUAGUCGACUUCGUAUUGAAUAUGACUCGACAUUUUAUCGAUCGAAUUCAUCUAGAACGCAAAACUUGUCCUGUUUGGUUCUUUGAAGUGCAUGAAUCUUAUCGACUUACCGAACAGGACAUUACAGAUUUUGUGGAUUGUAUCAAAGAAUAUGCAUUCAUAUCCAUAUUUAACAAGGAUUAUACAAAAGAAGCUGCUGAAACUUGUCAAUAUUUGGCUAUGCUUCGACCAGAAUCUAUUGUAUCACCAAUUGUUGAUAAACUUCUCUUAUCCAUCAAUAAUCUAAUAGAAGCACAUCGUUUUACAUCACUCAUGCAUUGUUUAAAACGCAUGACUCGUCAAUUAGUACGACAAACAUCGUCCUAUUCUCAAGGACAAACUUAUAUUAUACCAUUACUCAUGUCAGUAUUACCUGGUAUCGAUUUGAAUGAUUUCGAAAAGACAUCAGUAACAUUAGACUUUUUCGAUGCCAUUUUUAUGUUAAUCUCAUGUGUCGAUUGUUCAUCGGCAAUAGACGUUCGACAUGAUCUUAAUGAGAUUGAAAAAGAAGUUUGUCUAUCCACAGCGAAAUUCGAAGAUUUUAUAACAAAAUUUCUCGAUCGAAUAUUUCAAAUGAUUAAUAUACUCUCAACAGACUUCUCGGAUGCUGUAAAUAUAAAUGAAAAACAUACGGAUCAUGAUAAUUUACAAGUGAAAUUAACAUCAAUAAUGACCAAUAUUCUUCAGCAAUGUAGUAGCAAUAUUUUUCGAAUGAUAAAGAAGAAAAUAACAAACUUUAUUGCUGGUUCAAUUUUUUUACCGAAAGUAAGACAACUUGUUGCUGGACUAGUUCGAGCAAUUGUCAAAUGUUAUCCAAUAGAAAUAUUGGAGACACUCUUACCACAAACAUGUGAAUCAAUUGAAAUGAUCUUACAUAAAUCAGAAAUAACUUUACUUAAUGAUCAUGAUGGUGAUCUAGAACUAACUUGGUAUUUAUUUCUAUUAGCUGAACUAGUUCAAGCACGUGGUGAUACUCUACUUAUUUAUCAACAAAUGAUUAAAUCUGUCUUUCAUCUAUGUAUUCGUAUUCUUCACAAGGAUUCUUAUGAAGCUAUUGGUAGAGCAAUUAAAAAUUUACUUCAAUCACUUUUGAAUGUUUAUCCAAUGAAUUAUCGUUUUACUGGAGAAAAUCUUGAGGAAUCAUUUGUUGAUUUCUUACCUAUUCGAACUUGGGGACAAAAUGUUGAUUUUGAUCAAAUUCAAGUUCAAUAUCACAUUCCUAAUAUUGAUGAAAUCGAUUUUGCUUGUGAUUUUGUCAAUACAUUUCUCUAUUCAGAAUUGACAUUAUUGAAAGAGAACUUUUCGAACAUAUCAAAAUAUGAACGACGAAGAUCGCUCACAAUUAUUAGCAGCAUAGCCAUUGGAUGUUUUCGUAUUGUAUCACGUAUCGAAAGUAAAGAAAUAUCAGAUCUUGUGUUGUCCGCGGUUCCCUGUAAUUCACAAUCUCAAAGUUUAUAUCCAAUCUAUUACAAACAAUUGAAUUCGAAAUUCCGAGAGAAUUUACGAAUGCGUCUUCUUCUCGACAUAGGAAAAUUACUUGAUAUGCUAAUUGAAAAUCAAUCGGAUGAUGUUGUAUCAAUAAAAAAAGCUCUCACUAUCUGUGUACAUUCGUCUAAGUACUAUGGUAUAUUUUCUACUGAUGUUUCUCAAAUGCGCAAAGAUGUUCAAUCGAUGAGAACAUUAUUUCGUAAUGAAAUCAUUGGUGAACGUGAUAAUCCACAUUGUUUAAUAAUCAAUCAAAUUGCAUUACAAAUCGAAGAAUUUGAAUUGAAUAAUUUUCAAAUAUUAACCGAAAUCGAUAGACAAGUCGAAUUGAAAUUAUUCGAUUUAUCUAUUAAUCGAUAUAGUGAAAUACGUCGUUUUGCUCAAGAUCAACUCUUCUUCUUUCUUAAUCAUUAUUUUUCUUCAUUCGAAAUUAUUGUCGAUCGCAUUGCUGAUCUAGUUAAUACACAAGACGAUAUCAAUGACAAUCAAAUCAAAGGUUGUCUAUAUAUUCUUUUCGGUGAUAAGAAUUUCUUCUUGCCAACAAAACGUUCAUGGACAAUGAUGAAAAAAUUAUGGCCAUCAAUUGUUCAUCGAAGUCAUACAAAAAAAAUCAGUCUUCAACGUUUGAUUCAAGAAAUGAAGAAAAAAAUUGAAAAAGAAUUUGUUACAAUACCACUCAUCGAUGAUACCAAUCAGAUAUCCAGACAUGCAGCAACUACUCUAUGGCGUUCGUUAGAACCAAAUGAAAUAGAAAUCGGAAUACAAUUUCAUGAAAAACGUCAUGAAAUGAAUAUUCAAUCGUACAAUCAUCUGAUCGAUACACUUUGUUCACUACUCAAUGAUGAAACAUUAAUAUGGGGACAAAAAAAGAUGGCCAUGUCAUUCUUAUGUCUACUUCUUCAAAAACAAGUGUCAAUACCAUCAUUGUGUAUUGAAACCUGUCUUAAUUUUCUCAUACAUGAUAAUAUAGAAUUACGAAAGUAUGCUGUCAAAGCUAUUGCAGCAUUUUGUCGUUUACAAAAAUCACCUCGAAUUUAUGUUGAAAAGUCUCUUGAUGAAAUUCUUAAUUGCAAUAAUCAAUCAUCAACUAGUAUCAUCAAUGAUCGAUUUCAACCAGGCGAUCGUGAUAAUAAUUUAUGGCUAACAUAUAAUGAUUAUAAACCACCGAAACUACAAACUGAAUGGGAAGAAACAUGCUUCUUAGAUAAAGUGUCUCAUGGUUAUUAUCAAUGGCAAAAGAUGAUCAAAUAUCCAAUAAAUAAACGCGAACGUUAUAUUCAUGAUCAAAUGCCAAAACACGCAUCAAUCAUCUUUGAUCAUUUUCUUGACAAAAGUUUCUUAACAAAAUUAACUAAAGUUAUUAUAUUUGAUGAACGUGAGAUUGAAUUCAAUAGAAUUCGAUUUUUGAUGUACAAGAGUCUCUUUCGUAAUUUCGGUCUGGCAUUUGUUGAUAAUUUCAUUGAACAAUUGUAUGUACUCAUUCAUGAAUCUAUACAAGAGAAAUAUGAAGGUAGUCAUCGAGCAGCAGCUGAAAUUGUAGCCGGUAUGAUUCGUGGUUCGAAAUAUUGGACAUUAGAAAUGUUAGAUGAACUUUGGCAAAAACUUACACCAUUUCUUAUCGAAGUUAGUAACAAUCUUACUCAAGAAAAUUAUUUACAUUGGGGUGCCUGUUUUCGAUAUUGUUUGAACGAUACAGAUCCUCGUCGAAUGUCUCGACCAAUUCAUUUCAUUUAUACAUUGAUCAAUCAUCAAACAACUUCCUAUACAUUCAAUGAAGCAUCUCGAUGGUAUUUAGUUCAAAGUCUUCGAGUUUUACAAUGGCGUAUUCCAUCAAUUUGGUAUUCUAUUCAUGAACAUGCCAAAGAACUACUUGAUCAUUCAUCGAAAUGGAUACGAGAACGUAUUGUUGUUAUAUUAGCGAUAUCAUUCGGAAUCGAUCUGAAAUUAUUUAAUGGAAAAUCGACACGUCAUCCGAAUACUGAUCAAUUUAUUGAUAUGUUGCGUGAACGAUUACGUCAAGCUAUUGAUAUCUAUGAAAGUAAACCAUUAGUAAAUCUUUCUGGUUCGAAUGUUGAACUCGAUGUCGAAGCUCGUCAAGCAUUGAAUUUAAUUGAAACAGUGAUUGAUCUGCAUUCAAAUUUAUUCGUUCGAUCUCAUCAACCAAUUACGGAAGGUAUCAUUCGUCUGUUUCCUUAUCUCUGCGAAAUGCAAAGUAUUGUUACUAAUGAUGCUGGUUUUAAGAAACGUCUAGAAAUUGCUCGCACGUCUAUCGGCAUGGCCUAUUUAAAUGCACAUCUUUUGGAAAUACUCAUUCAACAAUUGGAAUACGUUUGUACGACUGUAAAAUGGCAUGCACGAUUAGCAACUAUUGAAUUCGUUCAAAAUCUUGUAUUUUGUAAUUUAUUCAAUGCUCGUUGUCAUGCAAAACGAUUGCAUGAACUUGUAUGCAAAUGUUUGUUCGAUGAGCAAUUAGAAGUACGAUUGAUUGCAUCGACAACUUUAUCAGGUUUCUAUCAAUGUGGUUACAUUCCAGUCACUGAAGACGAUUUAAAAUAUUUUAUUUCAAUGAGCAAAAUUGAUUAUUUUACAAUAAUGAACGGCAAGAAAGUUAUGUCGACGAAAGAUAUUGUCAAAAGACAUAGUGGUAUUUUGGGUCUUUGUGCUAUUGUUCUUGCGAGUCCCUAUGAUGUUCCAAGUUAUGUACCAAAUGCAUUAAUGAUUCUCUGUGAACAUUCGCAUGAUCCUCCUUUGAUUCAAAAAUCGAUCAAAGAAUGUUUGUCUGAAUUUCGUCGAACACAUUAUGAUUCCUGGCAUGAACAUCGAGCAAAAUUCAACGAUGAUCAACUUGAAAUUUUAGCUGAUGUACUCAUUUCACACACUUAUUAUACUUGA
Molecule: messenger RNA, 5337 nt
Organism: Rotaria sordida
Lineage: Eukaryota; Metazoa; Rotifera; Eurotatoria; Philodinida; Philodinidae
Source: the annotation of a GenBank genome assembly